Cetraspora pellucida is the source of this 302-nucleotide messenger RNA. The record is from the annotation of a GenBank genome assembly. NCBI's taxonomy places the organism in Eukaryota, Fungi, Glomeromycota, Glomeromycetes, Diversisporales, Gigasporaceae.
AAAUACAAAGCAAUUCUGCAAUAAGUGAAAGGGAAAGCCUGGAAAUACCAACUAUUAAUGAAAAUUCAGAGACAACUGCUGUUAAUGAGAACCCUGGAGUAACUAUUAUUAACAAAAAAUGUAAAACAUGCAAGGAACCAUCUUGGGUGUUUAAAGAAGAACACUUUCAACCUAACCCUUCAAAAAAUAAAGACUGGAAGUUUCAAAAAAUAGUUUUAGUGUUUAAGAAGGUUCCUGUGCCGCAUACGGGCAGUCAUGUCAGAUUUAAUUUAAUACGAUCUUAUAACAUUUGCUUUUCAUAG